Penicillium mononematosum is the source of this 1716-nucleotide messenger RNA. Its product is annotated as MDR family MFS transporter. Lineage: Eukaryota; Fungi; Ascomycota; Eurotiomycetes; Eurotiales; Aspergillaceae. Gene Ontology annotation, molecular function: transmembrane transporter activity. The record is from RefSeq and is a predicted model, not a curated record. Bases 1 to 1716 code for a protein of 571 amino acids. Gene Ontology annotation, biological process: transmembrane transport. The transcript is spliced from 6 exons.
AUGGCCCACAGCUUGGACAUGCCUCCUACAAACUCAUUUGAUUCUAAGCGGGACCACUCGGUGGAGAAGCAAGAUGGCUCUGAGAAAAGUGCCUCUAGUGAUGAUGAACCCAAAUACAACUACCCUACGGGGCUUCCACUCACCCUUAUCCUUACAUCGGUUACCCUGUCCUAUUUCCUAUUCUUCCUUGACCUUGCCGUCAUAUCCACGGCCACCCCAGCCAUUACCUCCCAGUUCGACUCGCUGAUAGACGUCGGUUGGUAUGGCGGUGCCUACCAACUUGGAAGUGCAGCGUUCCAACCUUUGAGCGGCAAAAUCUACAGCCAGUUCUCUAUAAAGUGGAGCUUCCUUGUCUUCUUUUUUAUCUUCGAGGUUGGUUCUGCUAUUUGCGGAGCGGCCCAGUCGUCGCCCAUGUUCAUCAUAGGCCGUGUGAUCGCCGGCGCAGGGUCUGCUGGAGUCGCCAACGGUGCUGUGACUACAAUUUCCGCAGUCCUCCCAACGAAGAAACAGGCGCUUUUCAUGGGGCUCAAUAUGGGCAUGGGGCAGCUGGGCCUUGCGACAGGGCCCAUAAUCGGAGGGGCUUUUACCACGAAAGUCUCCUGGCGGUGGUGCUUUUACAUCAAUCUACCUCUAGGCGUUAUUGUCGGCGGGUUCCUUCUCUUCAACACUAUCCCCGAAAAGAAACCCAAGACUCCACCCCUAGAGAUUCUCGGCACCGCUAUCAAAUCUCUGGAUCUUGUAGGAUUCAUGCUCAUUUGCCCUGCAGUCGUCAUGUUCCUCCUAGGGCUCCAGUUUGGCGGAAAUCAACACCCCUGGGACAGUUCAGCUGUGAUCGGUUUGUUGGUUGGCUCCGCCGUUGUCUUUAGCCUCUUUCUAGCUUGGGAGUAUCGCCAGGGAGACGAGGCCAUGGUGCCGUUUGCUAUGCUCAAACACCGAGUCAUCUGGUCAGCUGCAAUGACGAUGUUUUUCAGCCUGUCUAGUGUUCUCGUGGCUGAUUUCUACAUUGCAAUUUACUUCCAAUCGAUACUUAACGACUCACCUUUGAUGAGCGGCGUGCACAUGCUGCCAAUCACGCUUGGCUUGGUCAUAUUUACUAUAGUCUCGGGAGUUCUGAUCUCCCUUUUGGGUUACUAUCUUCCAUUCCUUCUUGCAGGAGGUGCGAUAUCAGCUAUUGGUUACGGACUCCUGUCGACACUAAGUUCUACAACCUCGGCACCACGUUGGAUCGGAUACCAGAUUCUCUACGGUGUCGCAAGUGGUUGCACGGGCGCAGCUCCUUACAUCGCUAUACAAAACCUCGUGCCUUCCGAGCAGAUCCCUCUCGCCAUGGCUAUUAUUAUAUUUUGGCAAAACAUAGGAGCUUCAACCUCGCUGAUCGCCGCAAACGCCAUUUUCAGCAACACCCUUCGUCACGAGCUUCAGAAGCGUGCUACACAAAUUGGUCACACUCCCGAAGCCAUCGUCGCUGCAGGAGUCCGCUCUAUCCGUGACCUCGUAUCGGGACCUCAGCUAACUGCUGUGCUCGCAGCCUACGCUAACAGCAUCGACAGCGUGAUGUACCUUGGUAUCGCUGUCAGUGUCGCCAUCUUGGUAUUCUCUCCCGGACUUGGAUGGAAAGAUAUUCGCAAGGUCAAGGAUCUUCAGGCCAUCACCAGCUAUUCCCCCAACGGCGGUGACAAAUCGGCAAGAGACGAAGUAGUGACGGGUGGCGAGUAG